UUUAAACAAGGCUAUCAUAUCACCCCUUAACCUUCUCCAGAGGGAUCAUGUUCCUAGGAUGUCCCCCCAUUGCGCAGUGUCUUCUAAUCCUCUCCACUUGCAGGACUUCAUAACAUUUUAUCUGAACAUCUUGCAGAAGGCCAGAGGUGUGAGCUAUGUCAGAGAUGUUAGCAAUGUGAGUGAUGGUUCCCAGCCAAAGAAUGCAGAUCCCUGUCCUCCUCCUGAGAAGUCUUCUCUUUCUCUCUGGUUUGGAACCAUAUCUGGUGAUGAAGGAUCCCGUCCAUCAAGUGACUAGAAUUGCUGGACAAGGAGCCUCUUUCCCAGUGAAUGUGACAUCUGGAAAAACCGUGUGGGAAAUCGUCUACGACAUGUAUCCGGAUUCGGGUGGGGCGUACCAACUGGCUAACUUCAGAGAUGGGUUCCUGAAUACCUCUAACCCAAUGGACGCAGAGAGGCUGGAAAUGGCGGACCCGACCACACUCCGGAUCAAGGCCCUGCAUGAGAACGAGACGGGGGCUUUGAAAGUUGAAGUGAGGUACUCAACCUCUGAAAUUGAACUUUUCCUGUUCAAAAUUGUGGUUUCUGGUCCUCAAAAUGCCGACUCGACUGAGGUGCCCAAAAGCAACCCUCCCCAAGAGGAGUGGAAGCUGGCAUUGUGGGCAUUGGCAUCAGUUCUUUUCAUCAUUCUUGCCUUCUUCCUGUGCAAAGCUUGUAAUCGAAGGAAAAGCACCCAAAGGCAGGAAGACACAGAGGAAGGGAACCACCUUGAGCGCCUUCCUGCAGGAACACAUCCCGAGAGAAAUGGGUACAGCUCCCCGGAAAGGGAUUUGCAGACUCCCAUGGAGGACCAGGUUGGUGGGAAUGAAGGCCAUCCCUUCCUACACCCUUUCAGCAGCAAUAAGGAGGAACAGGAGCAGCCGCAUUGGUCCUCGGAGGACAUGAAGGUGGCCAUGGAUGGUACUGAGAGAAGCCAUGGCUUUGUGGAGGGAGGCUCCCUGCCGAGAGGAACAGAAGCGAGGGUUCGCAGACGGGACAAGAGGUCUCAAAGCAUGUGCUGCCUCCCCGGGGCAGAAAUCCGUGACGUAAAAGAGAAGUUGACAACAUGCGUCAAGCGCGCUGACCGUCGCUCCUUCCAUUCGGAGCACAUGGGGACCAAUGGCACUACAAGGCCCAGCCUUCAGGAUUUCACAAGUGAUGAUGAAGGUGAUGAUGAUGAUGAGGCUCUGGGUAGGAAGCUGAAGGACCAGGAUGCUGGGACGCUCACUCCGCUUCUCUUCCCUCUUGAAGGAAAGGAGGCAAGAAGCAUGGAGGCCAACGGUCCCAGGAACUGAUUUGGCCAUGAGCCACCGUAUGGCCCUUGGGGUUUCUUCUACCUCUAGGAUUCGGUAGUGUUUACACAAAAUGAGCCAGUAUUUCAGCCAUUCACUCACAGCAGUGUUGUGAGUUCGAAUCCAGCUAGAGACUCCAGGGUCCAUGCAGCCAAAACGAGUCCCCAGCUUUUGUCGGGGAUGACUUGUUUACUCAUUGCAGUUUGCACUAUUUAGAGACCGCUUUUGCAAUAUGAAGCAGUUUAGCUACUGCUAUUUUCCUGUGCCUUAUCCCAAAUAGCCUGUGGGGGGGAUAAAGCUGCUUGGGUGUUUUUAUGGGGUUUUUAAAGGGUCCCCCCCUUUUCCUAUAGGUCUAGUUGCUUAUUUAUAUUGCUAGGGUUUGGUUCCAGGGCUCCCCAUCGUUUAGGAAGCACUUUCUGCCUGUUACUAAUUUGUGUAUUUAAUUUGUAUACUAAUUUGUGUGUUUAAUAAAUAAAAUUCAU
Sceloporus undulatus (fence lizard) is the source of this 1810-nucleotide messenger RNA. RefSeq lists its product as uncharacterized. The record is from RefSeq and is a predicted model, not a curated record. Lineage: Eukaryota; Metazoa; Chordata; Lepidosauria; Squamata; Phrynosomatidae. The coding region runs from base 183 to 1331 and encodes 382 amino acids. The transcript is spliced from 6 exons.